AGCAAUUUCAGCCCCAUACACUGGGGCGGGUUCGGACCCGUUUCAUUAUUGAGACGGGUCGGGGUAGCGAAUAAUCUGCUGCUACACACACAAAAAGCGCCCAGUGCCAGCCCCCUCUCAAACAUUUUCGUGCACCUAUACGCGCCGUAGCUUCCGCCGUCCUCCGCCACUACCCGCCGCCGUCCUCUAUCAUCCUACACCGUGCUCUAUCCAACCUCAAACUUAACCAGUCAAGGAGGAAAAAGGAUAUUGCAAUAAGAUGGCUACUAUGGGUGGAAUGAACGAUUUGUCAUCAGAAAUGGAGGUCGAUGCUUUUAGACGUCUUUUUCCUUUACGUUUUCACGAGCGUCACCUUCUCGAGUCGAUUAGGCCCGAUGGCCGGCCACUUGGUAGAGCUAGAGACACGACACUUGUGCUUGGAGCUGUUGCAUCUGCUAAUGGAUCAGCACUAGCAAAGAUAGGUUGCACCACCAUGUUGGCUGCCAUUAAAAUGGAAGUCAUGACUCCAACUGUUGAGGCACCUGAUGAGGGCUCUGUAGCCAUUGAUUUCCACAUGCCCCCUAUUUGUUCUCCACUUGUUCGCCCCGGAAGACCAGCAGAGAUAGCUCCAGUUUCUGGCAUGCUUAAUCUAAAAGAACUAUGUUUAGUGGCUGGCAAAGCUGCCUGGAUGGCAUACUUGCACAUAUACUGUUUGGAUGCUGAUGGUGCCCUUUUCGAUGCAGCUUUGCUUUCUGCAGUGGCAGCCUUCUCACAUUUGCAAAUCCCGAUAGUCUCUCUCAAUGAUGACGGGCGGAUUGUUCUUGUACCCGAGGACGGCAAAGGAGGAGCCAAGAAGCAAAGAGAACCAGUCAAUAAAGACAAGAGAAAGCUCAAGUUGAAUGUUGUACCAUUUGCAUUAACAUGCGUACUUCACAAGGACUACAUUCUGGCGGACCCCACCUCUGAAGAAGAGUCGAUCAUGGAGACAUAUCUGACGGUGGUAAUCGACUCAUCUUUUCAGCUCGUGUCGUUUAAUAAACCUGGUGGACCAGGUCUGGCACAUACAUCGGCUAUCCAGGACUGCAUAUCAUUGACGAGACAACGAGUGAAAGAACUUGAGAAGAUCUUGAAUGAAGCAAUCUCUGAUAUGGAAGUCGACUGAGAACGUUUAUAUCAAGAACCGAUAUUCGUCUUUAGAGCUUUUAAUCGAUUAUUUGUUUUACUUGUGGUAGGACGAAAAUGAAAUGUUAGAUACAAGUGGAAUUCAUAGAACUAGCAUUGUUUGACAAGCUGGUUUUGCCAAGAUUUUGUGGAUUUUUCAGCUCAUAUAUUUGCUGGAAAAUGUUGGCUAGUUGUGUCAGUUUAAGGAUAACAUUGUGAGAGAUUUAUUUUGUCUUACAGUAAGAACAUAAAGUUUGACACACACUUGACACUAUAUCAUUAUUUUCCUUCCACACCACAUCAGGUUUAAAAUAAACAAUUGUUGUAUUCACAAG
Messenger RNA from Striga asiatica, 1475 nucleotides. Lineage: Eukaryota; Viridiplantae; Streptophyta; Magnoliopsida; Lamiales; Orobanchaceae. The record is from the annotation of a GenBank genome assembly.